AGACGGUUCUCCACUCGCGCAAUAUCGCCGCCACGCGUUCCGCCAUCCUCUGUAUUUGCUUCAUUGGAUGCCUCAGAAAAGGUGGAAGAGGAGUGCUUCUCGUGGUACAGUCCCAGCACCUACUAUCCCGUACGCAUCGGGGAAAUCUUCCGGUCUCGCUACCAAGCCUUGUCAAAGCUCGGUUAUGGCACCUCCGCCACCGUUUGGCUUGGUCGUGACCUUGUGGAGCACCGAUAUGUGGCGCUCAAGGUAUGCAUACGCGACUAUCCCAGCAUCCCCAGGGAGAAGGCAGCGUUCCAGCGACUGCGCUCUGUUAGAGAAUCUCCGGUUAUCCAGAAGUGCUGGGAUAACUUCAAGAUCGACGGUGUUGAACUGGGCGCUGACUUAGCUGCCAGGUUCUACAAUCACCCUGCUCCAGCCUUCGCGAAGAUAUCCAAACAUUUCGACACUUUGGAAGCGGCCAAAGUCAAGAUUCCCACGCUUAUUGAAGGUCUAAUCUGCCUUUAUGCACUCCCCAGCCGCUAUGAGAACAUUGCGCAGAUGCUGGUCCAAGCUACCUCUGCUGACAACAUGGGCAUAGGUGCGGUACGGGAAGCAGUUACCACUGCUUGGGACCAGUCUCAAGGCAAGAAGCCUGAGAAACUCGGUGCGCACAAGAUCUCGGCGGUGAAGCGUAAGCCGGGCGAUCCCUCUUUUUCUUCGCAGCAGCAGCAGCGCCCUCAGGGCAGCAGCGGCAAUGCGCGAGAUGGGAAGAGGCGCCCUUAUCGCGGCAAGCUUCAACAUCGGGCACCCGAGGUCAUACUCGAUAUCCCCUUUUCUUGUCCUGUGGACAUAUGGAACGUCGGCGUCUUGUUAUGGCACAUGUUUGAGAGGAAGUCCCUGUACGACCCGUACCUGCCUGACGGCAGGGAGGCGCUGGUUGUGCACUUGGCGCAGAUGGUGGCCAGAAUGGGGCCGCCGCCGCCGGAGCUGUUGUCGCGCUCGUGCCGGCCGACAUUCAUCGAGCUGAACUAUUUCGAGCCGAGCGGACAGUGGAAGGGGCCCGUGCCCGUUCCGUCCGGGAUGUCGCUCGAGUCGCUUGAGACCCGCCUGGAGGGCGAGGAGCAGGCUGAGUUCUUGCGGUUCAUUCGGCGGUGCCUGCAGUGGGACCCGGGAAAGCGGGCCACCGCAGCGGAGCUCUGUCGAGAUCCUUGGGUGAACCCUGUCCUGAAGGCUUCUUGA
Messenger RNA from Gloeophyllum trabeum ATCC 11539, 1221 nucleotides. Its product is annotated as kinase-like protein. The annotation marks the transcript as partial. Lineage: Eukaryota; Fungi; Basidiomycota; Agaricomycetes; Gloeophyllales; Gloeophyllaceae. The transcript is spliced from 5 exons. The record is from RefSeq and is a predicted model, not a curated record. Gene Ontology annotation, molecular function: protein kinase activity; ATP binding. Gene Ontology annotation, biological process: protein phosphorylation.